Biomphalaria glabrata is the source of this 2711-nucleotide messenger RNA. RefSeq names its product angiogenic factor with G patch and FHA domains 1-like. The record is from RefSeq and is a predicted model, not a curated record. Gene Ontology annotation, molecular function: nucleic acid binding; protein binding. The transcript is spliced from 13 exons. Lineage: Eukaryota; Metazoa; Mollusca; Gastropoda; Planorbidae. The coding region runs from base 268 to 2487 and encodes 739 amino acids.
ACAUAGAAUUGUAUACUACAGAUCGGAUUAAUUUCUAGACCACAGAUCUAGAAUCUAGAUCUAUAUAGAUCUAGAUCUAGAUUUUUAGGUCUACUCAAUUACCCUAAUGUAGAUCUACAUUAUUCUACAGUAUCUAGAUCUAAACCUAAUAAAUUACAGGCGUAACUUUCAAAGAAAUGAUAAUUACGUUCAGUUACAAUUUUAAUAAUUUUUAACAAGUAAAACUAAAGUGUCUGUUACUGUUAGUCAGUAGAUCUCUGGAAAAACAUGGAAGAAUUAGUACUUUGCAGAUCUACCAAUAGUAACAUCACUCCUGACAAUAUAACGCUGACAAAGUCUGCAUCAAACAUCUCAGAUUUGUUGGAGCAAAAAAAACUUGAAAUUGAACAUUUAAAGAAGCAGCUUAUAAAAACAGAAAGGUUACUGGAGAAAGCUAACCACUACAAUGAAGAUCUCAGGAAAGAACUGGAGACUCUCAGUGCGAAAAUUCAUGAGACUAGGAAAAACUCUCCCAUUGAUGUGGCCACUCAAGUUACGGAAGCAGUCAUUGAAGAAGCCUAUGGAAAUAAACCAAUGCCAGAGUGGAUAGUUUCUUCCUCUGAUAAAUCAUCUUCUCUGUCCAUCGCUGAAACAGUAAAAGCAACUAUUGAAGCUGAACUAGAAUGUCUUUCUAAUGCUGGCAAGUCAAGUUCAGAGAAAGAAUGCCCAAAAGAAAGUUCAACAGAAGAAACACAAGAGUAUAUAUAUGAUCCGACAUCUGGCUGCUAUUAUCAUCCAGCCACUGGAUAUUAUUGGGAUUCUAACCGAGGUUUGUUCUAUGACUACACUACUGGGACAUACUACCAAUAUGAUGAACAUGCAAAGCAGUACAAAGUGCAUUCAGUGAUAGAUUCCACUGGACAGUAUCAACAGUUUGGUUCUAACCAAGAUGGCAGUCAUUGUCUGGUCAAGACUGACAUGUCCAAGUCUGGAGAAGGAGCCAAAAUAAAAAAGAAACAAAGGACAAGAAGAAAAAAAAGAUCAUGCAAUAAAAUGUCUGAGAAAUUGAAGACGGAUGUAAUUAUGAUAAGUGAUUCAGACAAUGAGGAUGUCGAUUACACGAGAAAAAUGGGAGAAUCAAAUCCUGAAAAUGAAGCUAAACAAAAAGAAAACUCAAGUUUGGAGUCAGAUGAAUCUUCUGGAAGUCUAGCUACAGGAGAAUCUGAGCUAGAAUCAGGGGAGAUAACUGAUGAUAGUUCUUGUUCAGACAUGAUAAUGGAUGCAAUAGUGUGUAAUGAUCAAUCAACAGUUGAACAAUUAUCUGAUUCACUAACUGAAAUAGCUGAUAAUUAUCCUCCAUGCAUCAGAGUGAUAGUUGAAGCAUCUGAACAUCUGCCAUUAGGAUCCUUGUACAUAAUAACUUGUGCUGGGGGCAGCAUUGGUAGAGAACAGAAUACGGGACAUGCUAUUGAAAUAUGUGACAGUAAUAUUAGCAAGAUUCAUGCUGAAGUAAGCUAUGAUUAUGAAAACAGUUGUUAUGUCCUGAUUGAUAAAGGAAGUCAGAAUGGAACAUUUUUAAACAGCAAGAGAAUGUCUAAGAGUAAGUGUACUAGUGAGAACCACAAAUUGGCUCAUGGGGAUGUGGUUGAGAUUGGCUCGACCAAGCUGCUGCUGCACAUCCACAAGGGCCAUGAAACAUGUGAAGAGUGUGAGCCUGGACAAGUGCAGGCCAAAAUCAAAGCCCAAAACCCAAUUAAAAAUGAUUAUGUUUUAUUGAGCAAAGAAGAAAAAAACAGACUCAGGAGAAAUCAAUUGAAGAACAUUAAGAAGAAAUAUGGACUUCAGAAUACUCAUUUUGAGAACCCUGGUGCUGUAUUACCUGGCUCAGAUUAUUGUGACAAAGCUUAUCUUAGAAGAAAAUACAUUGGCAGUGAAAGUAAUGCUACAGGACAGGAUGAUACCCCAGCUUCAGUGCAGAGCCCAAUAUCAACAGAAAACAAAGGUCAUAAGUUGUUAGCCAAGAUGGGAUGGAAGGAAGGUGAAGGUCUUGGAAAAUCCAAUUCAGGAAUAGCUGAACCGAUAUAUGUUGAGAUGAGAGUCAACCAGAGUGCAGGCUUGGGAUCAAGUUCAGGUGUAACACUUUCUCUGGACAAUAUUCACAAUACCGCUAAGGCUAAGAGGUGGAGCAAAGCUCAGCAACGUUUCCACCAAUCAGGUCACUCAGGAGACAGUGUGACUACACCUAGUACUGAUAUACCAGCAAAAGAACAUUACACAUCUCCUUUGAAUUCUGCUGCAAAGGGUGCUUCCUCUAUCACUGCUGAUAGCCAACAUUCCUUUGACCCACAUAACCACUCGUCAGAUCACAGCAACCAAAAUUCUUCCCCCAAGGUCAAACAAAUGUCUUGGGUCAGUGGCGGCACAGAGACUAUUGGUCAAGUGGAUCAACUACUCACACUCUCCCAAGCAGCAGAUGGUGAGGAAAACAUUUCUCCAUUAGGCUCGUGAUAAGCCGUCUGUUGACCCUGAACUUUGGUCAAGUGGGUGCCAGCAUGUCAUGUGAUAUAAUACUUUCAGCAGUAUUAUGUAAAGAUUGCGUUCUCAGUUUGGAUCAUGUUCAUUGGAAUGUAAAAUGUUUAUGCUAUAUAUUAGUGUUGUUAUAAUUAAUAAAAUGUUUAACCUAUAUAUUAGUGUUGUUAUAAUUAAUAAAAUGUUUAUAAUUUGUCCUCCUU